AUGGAACAGUCUUUGUCGCUAAUAUCAGCUCAGGUGCAGUUCAUGGAAGAUCGACUGGCCCUGGUGCAUAUUCCUCUGGAUCUGUACCCAUAUUUUCUGAAUCCAAUCUUGCAGGUUCUCUUCCAUGAAGUCCCUCCCAUCACCGAGACCCAGCAAGAGUCUCGCGGUUGCGAUAGCCCUCAAGAGUUUCUCAACCAUGCUCAGCCGGCUUUCUUGAAUCUGUCUCUUACCCCAGUGGAGUGUUCCGUCAUGUGUCCUAGGCAGCUCGCGGACGAGUACUUCGCUCCUUUAGUGGAACGAUUCGUUCAGGUCAGCUCGUCGACUCAAAGUCGUCUGUCCAUCAGCAAAGAUGAUUUCAUCGCCAUGCAGGUCUAUGGGGAAGGCCUGGAGGCUGGCCAACGGGUUCUAGAACUCACAACGCCUCUGGCCAUGGCAGGAAUCUCCAUUUUCUUCAUUUCCACUUAUUUUGCCGACUACAUCAUUGUCCCCCUCAAAAGCAAGACCCAGGUCAUCGAAACCCUCGAAAAACGGGGUUUCCAAUUUGAAAUAUCGACGGAGGCGUUCAUCAAUAGUAACCAACCGGCCCUGCACAGUAGCGUUAGCUCUCUUUCUUCGCUGUCGGCAAGUUCCUUGAGUUCUCCACCGGCCACACCUCCCCCGUCGUCUCUCAAUGAGCUACAGAAGCGAACAUUCUCAUCUCUCCGCCGAAACAACAUCACGCCCUUUGUCGACACAUCGCUCCGUUUGGUUCAAUGUGCAGCCCAUCAUCGCUACAGUAGCGAUGCUAGCUCCAUUGCUAUUCUUCGGGAUGCCCUUACUACCGCCCUAGUAGUAGAUAAGCCUCGUUUUCUCUCCCUUACCCUGACAGCUGCGGAUCCUGCGGCCUCUCUUUUACUCGAGCAACGCCUCUUGCCUCGUUUCUCCAGCGACCCCGCCACCGCCGAAGCAGAUGAAGAAUCCAGCCUCCUCCUGGGUUCAAAAGAGGACGUUUUAGUUCCCAUUGUGCUAGAUCUGCGGAAUCUUCCUUUGGAAGCCACGGGGAUCGUUUGUGGAGUCGCCAGUCGCCUGGCCGAUGCUACACACGCUCGGGAUGACGAUGGUCCUGCCUCAUCCACGACACUUUCUCCACCUUCCAAUGGCCUCGACAGUUUCGACCAUUCGCCAAAGGAGAUUUAUUCCUCUUCUGAAUCUCACAGGCUGUCAAAAGCAUCUAGUCACAGCCCCGGGCGCAAGACCAACGGUCACAACCCGCCUACCCACCAUCUCAAGCCAGACUUGGACGCCUUCUUCGAUGCCGUCGAGAUCAGUUUCCUCAGCACAGCGCGUGCAGGCACCAUCGUUGUCGGAGAACACGAACUCCACCGGGCAAUGGACGCUCUCGAAGCUGAAAGUCAAGAGCCGGAGAAGGCAAUCGAGGCCCUUGAAAUCUAA
Molecule: messenger RNA, 1431 nt
Organism: Aspergillus ochraceoroseus IBT 24754
Lineage: Eukaryota; Fungi; Ascomycota; Eurotiomycetes; Eurotiales; Aspergillaceae
Product: ACT domain-containing protein
Exons: 3
Coding region: 1-1431 (476 amino acids)
Biological process (GO): regulation of intracellular signal transduction; cellular response to L-arginine
Cellular component (GO): cytosol
Source: RefSeq, a predicted model, not a curated record